Messenger RNA from Lactuca sativa (garden lettuce), 3039 nucleotides. RefSeq lists its product as uncharacterized. Lineage: Eukaryota; Viridiplantae; Streptophyta; Magnoliopsida; Asterales; Asteraceae. Gene Ontology annotation, cellular component: membrane. The record is from RefSeq and is a predicted model, not a curated record. Gene Ontology annotation, molecular function: protein binding.
ACAUCAGAUUACUUUGUUUUUUUUUUAUUGCAUUUAAAUCUUUGUGGCCAUAUUUUCUUUGUUUAUAGAAAAAAAAUCUGUUUGUCAAGCCCCUCUUUCUCUUCACAUAAUCACAUGAAUUUGAAAGACGGAGAAGACGAUCAGUGAUGGGAGGUGAAGCUGCACGGGUAACCGCACUCCAAAUAUUCUUUCCUUAAGACUUUACUAUACAACGAUAAAUAAAUUUCAAAGUAAUAAAUCAUAUCGCAAUUAACUUUUCAAAUUACUAUUCUUUUCUAAAAACAUUAUUAUAUUAUGGGAAUCACUUAAGGAGGAAGCAAUCUUAAAGUUGCUUUUGCAUGUGAGCACCACAAAUCAACUCUAUGUUUCUAUAUAAACAUGUAAGAAGAUGGAAGUAGUAUUCACAGAAAUCAAAAUAAAAAGGUAGAAAGAUGGCAAGCUCAAGCUCCAAUUCACAUGUCACUCUCGAAGUUGGAGAAGAACACACAUACACAUACCCAUACCCAUCAAAUCUAUCUGCAACAGGCUUUACCACUGUGAAGCUGAGUGGUAGGGAUGAGUAUGGUAUGUGGAAAACACAGAUGCUAUGUCUAUUGGAGAGUCAUGGUAUGCUUGGUUUCAUCGAUGGUACACUCAUGUGCCCUCAACCCAUUAGUAUUUCAGGGAAGGAAAAAGUGGGUGACCAUCAAACUCACUACAGGCUGUGGAGAAGAUCAGAUGCACUUGUGAAGGGUUGGAUUUUUGGUUCUCUCUCUAAACCAACAUUAGGGUAUGUUUUGGAUCGUCUCCAUCAACAGAGAAAUGCAAAUGAUUUUAGUGGAAAAGAUGCAUGGGAUGAACUCCACACUAUGUAUGCUCCUGUUGGUAUUCCACCUGAACUGCUAGUAGUUGAAGAUACACCACAAGAUAAAGACAGAGCAAAGAAUCUCGACAGAUUAUACAAUUAUACUGAAGCUGGUUACUGGAAUGGGGUCGAAGACAUACUGAGGCAGGAAAAGGUUGCAGUGACGGACAAAAUCACCAAUAAUGGCAACACCGCGCUCCAUGCAGCAGUCGGUAGUUUCAGGGGCCGAGAAUUCUUAGAGAAAUUGUUGGAAAAGAUACCUGAAAACACACAACUAACGAAUAUAAGAAAUUCAGAUGGAAGCACACUGCUUCAUGUCGCUGCCAUUAGUGGCAACAAUGAAACUGCUGAUAUCUUGGUGGCAAGGGACCCACAUAUGUUGUUGGCCAAGGACAAGGAAGGUCAGACACCACUAGCCUUGGCUCUUUCUAAUAUGCAUACCCACACAGCCCGACAUCUUUUGCGGCACAUCAAUACUCUUACUGAUGAUAUACAGAAGGAUGCUCUGUUUUCUGGCACAACUGGUGAUGACCUUCUAGUUACUGUUAUUUCCUCUAAAGAUUUUGGUAAGUGUCGACUUUUAGUAAAAAACCUAGCUACUAUACCCACUUAUAUAAUUGAUACGACUGACUUUGGAAAAUACGUAGACUUUGCAAGAGAACUGUUAAUGCAUUAUAAAACAUUGCAUACUGAUGCUGUGCUGAUGGCUAUAGCUCAAAAUUUCCCUGCUAGACAUAAAGCGACUGAUAUACUUAUGUGGGUAGACGACCAUUUCAUAAACCCUUGCAAUGAAAUUAUUUAUCACAGAUGGGAUUUGACGUUGAUAUGCAUCCCAAUCUUAUUUGUGAUUUCCUGCAUCAUUAUGUCUUUCCUGUAUAUCCUUGGGAUGUUAGUGUAUCUAUUCUUUAAAGAGGGACAUCAAAAUUUUGAAGAUGCUAUAGGCCUGUUGGCAGAGGUAUCUAUGUUGAUAAGGGAAAAAAACCACUUCAGCUCUUACCAUCACUAUUACACAAAUCCGAUUCUUGAAGCCAGUAGACAAAAUGCAUACGAGUUUGUAGAUAAAAUUAUGCAUCACUUCCCUAAUGCAAUUUGGAGUGCCAAUGAAGAUGGCCACAACAUUAUUCAGUAUGCUGUGGUAAAUCGCUCAGAAAAGAUUUACAACCUACUAUAUUGGAUGAGCCAACAUAGGAAUAUAUGUCGAACAAUUAAAGACUCUUCAGGGAAUAACCUAUUGCAUCUAGCUACAAGAUUGGCACCUAACAACAAACUGAAUCUUAUAUCGGGGGAAGCUUUACAAAUACAACGUGAACUACAAUGGUUUAAGGAAGUGGAAAGAUUCAUUUGUCCUCUAAGCAUCAUACAAAAGAACUCUUUCAACGAAACACCACAAACAAUAUUUACUAGAGAACACAAGGAGUUGGUGAUUGAGGGACAAAAAUGGAUGAAGUCCACUGCAGAGUCCUACACGAUUACAGCUGCAUUAAUCAUCACCAUUGUGUUUGCAGCAGCUAUAACAGUGCCAGGAGGAAAUAAGCAAGAAGGUGGGCUACCAGUGUUUACCAACCACACUGCCUUCACAAUAUUUGCAAUAUCAGACGCCAUAUCAUUAUUCUCAGCUGUUACUUCAUUGUUAAUGUUUUUGUCGAUUCUCACUGCACGUUUCGCUGAACAAGACUUUCUCUUUAAGUUGCCUACAAAGUUGAUAAUUGGUUUGGCCACCUUGUUCAUCUCAACCACAGCCAUGAUAGUAGCUUUUGCUGCAACGUUAUACCUUGUAUUUGGCCAAAGCAACUCAAGGAUUCUUAUUCCUAUAGCUGUGCUGACAUGCCUACCAAUUACUUCUUUUGUGACCCUGCAGUUCCCUCUUGUCAUAGAGUUGAUGAGUGCUACAUAUGGUGGUAGUAUUUUUGGUGAUAAGCAAACAUAUUAUCCUUUAUAUUAAUUUUUUUAUCAGACUAUGAAUGUUCAUAAACAAAAAGCAUCCACAAAUAGGAUCAGCUAUAAGCUGACAUACUUAUUGUAUAAAGUUCUUAAUCCUCAAUAACAAUACUUCCCUAACCUAAGGAGUAUGGACCAAUGAUUAGAGGAUGAAAUAUGACACAUGUUUGGUUAUAUGUGCUUUUGCAUCCUUUCCUCCAUUAAUCAUUUGUAUGAUAACACAUUUCUAAAAUAUGAUAUAUUUUAAAAAACAAGUA